This is a messenger RNA of Saprolegnia parasitica CBS 223.65, 771 nucleotides long. RefSeq lists its product as hypothetical. The annotation marks the transcript as partial. Gene Ontology annotation, biological process: glucan catabolic process. Gene Ontology annotation, molecular function: beta-glucosidase activity. Lineage: Eukaryota; Oomycota; Saprolegniomycetes; Saprolegniales; Saprolegniaceae. The record is from RefSeq and is a predicted model, not a curated record. The transcript has 2 exons.
AUGAAGCUCUACCUCCCGCUAGCCGUCGUCGCGGCGGUCGCGGUCGCCCAAGACUUCGACGCGCAGGCCGAGGCCAUCGUCGCCAAGAUGACGCCAUCGCAGUGGAUCGGCCAAAUGGCCCAAGCCAACAUCGGCGUCAUUCUCGGCUCGGACGGCCAGCUCAGCGUGAGCGCCGUCACGCAGUGCGCCAAGGCCGGCGUCGGCUCGUUCCUCAACGGUGCCAUGCCGGCGGCCAAGUGGCGUGCCAUGAUCACGCAGAUCCAGUCCAUUUACAAGGCCAACAACGCGCCGCCCGCGCUCUACGGCCUCGACAGCGUCCACGGCGCCAACUACGUGAACGACGCGAUUCUGUCGCCGCAGCAGAUCAACAAGGGCGCAACGUUCAACGCCAAGAUCGUUCACGACUCUGCGUUCGUCACGGCGCGCGAUACGUCGGCGGGCGGCGUCAACUGGGUCUUCGCUCCGGGUCUCGACGUCACCAACCACAAGCGCUGGUCGCGCGUCUACGAAACGUUUGGCGAGGACCCGUACUUGGCGUCCGAGCUCGGGGUCGCGGCCGUCAACGGCAUCCAGUCCGUGCCGGGCGUCGCGGCCGCCGUCAAGCACUUUAUCGGGUACGGCGCCACGUCGACGGGCGACGACCGCGCGCCGGCCUACUUGGACGACUACCAAGUGCUCAACUACCACGCGCCGCCCUUCAUUGCCGCGAUCCAGAACGCCAACGCGCUCUCGGUCAUGGCGAGCUACGUCUCGGUCAAUGGCGUGCCGAUG